Pecten maximus is the source of this 1907-nucleotide messenger RNA. RefSeq lists its product as uncharacterized. The record is from RefSeq and is a predicted model, not a curated record. The transcript has 3 exons. Lineage: Eukaryota; Metazoa; Mollusca; Bivalvia; Pectinida; Pectinidae. Bases 105 to 1253 code for a protein of 382 amino acids. Gene Ontology annotation, molecular function: nucleotide binding.
GAUAAGAGCUACAGACUUUAUCUGAAGAAAUACAUGACCCAAAUCUGUAUUACAAUAACAAGGGGCCAGUGCAACACUGAAUACAGGAAAACGCUCAAGGAGGGAUGUCGACCAACAUGUUAAGGAUAGGCUUUGUAGGAGCCGGCUGUGUAAAUUUCGGUCGGUGGAACGUUUCCUGGGAUCAUGCGUCGCGCCUUGAACAACUUGGCGGUUUCCAAGUGAUAGCAAUCGUCGAUCCGGAUACGGAGAAAGCCGAACAGGUGUUAAAGACAAGGCUGACGUCACAACAUGGCCGCUACUAUACAGAGUGUCGGGUACUGGCCGAUAUUGCUGAUCUAAUCGUCAUGAAUCCGGACGCAGUUUUUAUAGGUGUACCCCCUGUAGCACGGGGCAGUCUCCAGUGUAACAAGGACCUGGAACUGCAGUGUAUACGGGCUGGCAUCCACGUAUUCAUGGAAAAGCCCAUGUCGGUACUGCCACUUGACGACUUCCAACCGUAUGCGGCUGCCAUACAGAAAGCUGUUGGUGAAUCCAACGUAGUCCUUUCUGUGGGAUACAUGUUCAGAUACCAUGCAGCGGUUACGAAAAUGAAAGAACUGAUAAAAGAACACGGAGGGAAGGUAAUGGCAUUUAACGCACGGUAUUACUACGCGUACACUGAAAUGACUAACAAAUAUUGGUAUAACGCUGAUCUGAGCGGAGGUCCGGUAGUUGAACAAGCCACACACUUCUGUGAUCUAGCCAGGUAUAUUGUGGGAGACGUUGACUUAGCGUCUGUACACACACUUAUGCUUGAAGCAGAUGACCGGAGUGGUGCUGGCCACAUUGCGCAUGUUCCGUUGGGUGCAGAGGAAGAUAUUCCGCCACGCAAAAGAAUCCCACGUGUGACCAUCAGUCAUUGGCGAUUCGAGGACGGUGGUCUUGGAACUAUGAUGCAUUCGAUCGCGUUACCUGGUACCAGAUAUGAAGCAACUAUUGAUGUCCAGUUGGACGGACUGAAAUUGUCAUUGAUCGAGCCAUACCAGGACAAUUGUAUUCUGCGCGUGCGUACAAUGGAAAAGGGAAGGCGUAACGAGGACAGAGACUUCACGUUUGAAGGAAGCGACUCCUACAGCACGGAGCUGAAGACAUUUAUGGAAGCUGUCCGAACUAAUGAUCAGUCUUUGAUAAAGAGCUCGUACUCCGACGCCGCUAAGACGUACGAACUGACUUGGGCAAUACGUCUGAGCGGGGAACAGAACUUCAGGGCCUAGAGGGGAAAAGAAUACAAGCAUAUGAGGGAUUGGUGAAGGGAAUCUUGGGAAAUGUUGAUAAGAGGUUUGAUAUGAUUUGCCGAUGACAAACGAAACCUUACUGGAACAGUUACUGACCGAAACAACUCAUUGGGUCAGAAAACAUAAAGACGACCAUUUUAAUUAUACCGAGUGAAAUUUUUCAGCAAAACAAUAGCACUAACAGUUCGGUGGUUUUUCUCCGGGCACUCCGGCUUUCCUCCACCUCCAAAACCUGGUACGUCCUUAAAUGACCCUGGCUGUUAAUAAGACGUUAAAAAAACAAACCAAACCUAACAGUUCUGUAUUGACAAGAAUGUAAGAUGAACUUGUAAUAUCGAAAUAUCAGUGAUCCUCGUAUCAGUAAAAUAUAAACUGACAGUGCUGAAAUAGGAAAAUUAGAUACCUUGAGAAUUGUACUUAAGAUAGCAUGUGAGUCACGAAAAUAAUGCAUGUACAGUGCUUUACACGGAAAUCAACACCAUUAACGUAAAAAUAAAAAGCAAUGAAAUAACGUGACAAACAAAAAUUUAAACUUGAUAUCAUUUUAUGUAAAGAUAUACCAGUUGAUUAUGCUUUUGAUUCGUUAGUCCAAUUCGGUCAUUCUUUAGCAUGCAUUAAAGUAUAAUAUUUCUA